ACGGAGAGGCUGUAAUUUGAGAGUAGCAGAGAGGUAUUAUUAGCCAAAAACCGAAGCGCUGCACUUGAGACAUCCAGAUGUUGCGUUUGAGGCAACAAGUGAAGUCGGGAGUAGCCUACAACUGUAGAAACAAACUUUAAUACAUUGCUUUUUCCUGUUCACCAGCACUAAUGGAAACUGACAGGCUCGAUUAAAGAUAGAGAAGUGAGGCUGUUAUAACAUUUCACGCCAUUUUACCUUGUUUGGACAAAAGGAUAUUAACAGAACGUGAAAGCUACAGCAAAGCCUGAAUUUAAAUGCGCCGCUUGGACGUUAAAACCUGAUUGAAAUGUUUGUGUUUCUACGCCAGGUUGGAGUUAAAUAGUCCACCAGGCUGACACUGUCGCUAAAAUAACCUUUCAAACUUUAACAUUUGAUAUUUGUCAGCGUGUUUUGGACAAGUGGGCAUCAUGGCUUUUCUUCACUUGCUCCUGUGUGCCGGGGUACUAUCGCUGCCCAUGUGUGGAGCCUUUUUCCGCGGUCCGUUACAACCGGAGAUGUCUAACGGCACUUUUCAUCAUUAUUUCGUGCCAGACGGAGAAUACGAGGACAACGACGACCCGGAGAAAUGUCAGAUGCUUUUCAAAAUGACUGACGAGCGAAAAUGCGGUCUCGACGAGGACCAGGACGCCGUCAUACGGGAUGAUUUCACUAUCAUCAAGAGGCAGAUAGAGGACUCGGCCAGGGUGCUGGAGGGGAUCGGGAAAAGUAUCUCGUACGACCUGGACGGAGAGGAUAGCUACGGGAAAUACCUGCGGAGGGAGACGGCUCAGAUAAGCGAGGCGUUUACAAACUCGGAGAAAUCUCUGCUGGAGCUGGAGGUGAAAUUCAAGCAGAGUCAGGAGAGUGAGCUAAAGGAGGAGCACCGGCUCAACGAAGACUUUCUCAACAUGAUUGUGCACACACGGGACGUGCUGAAAGACACGCUGGACAUUUCUCUGGGACUGAAGGACAAGCACGAGCUCCUGUCUCUGAUCAUCCGCAGCCACGGCACGAGGCUGAGCAGACUGAAGAACGAAUACAUGAAGUUCUGAGAGAAAGUAGUUCCUACACGUCUCAUUGCAGUACUUUUUAUUUUUGUUAUGGUGGAGUGUGUGACCAUGAGGCAGGAGUUAAGCAAUUUCAGCAAUCAUGUCAGGGAUAAAAACUAAACUUAAAAGGCCAGUUCACCUAAAUAAAAAAAACAAAUAGCCUACAUUUUCUCGUUUAACUCUAGAGCAGUGUUUCCCAACUUGGGUUUGGGUUUUCUUCCAAAAGGUGAAAAUGAAAGUGUAUGUCUGAGGUCACAAGCUGGUUAAUGGGAUAGGUAAGAGAUAGGUAUGAAGAAAAACAAUUUUAAAUUAAUUUAAAUUAAAUUAACGUUGCCGUUUCUUUUUGUAAAAUACUCUGCAGUUCACCUUUUUAAUUGAUACUCCGAAAUAUUCAAACUAAACAAUCUGAUCAGUUUUAUAAGGGGAGUUGUUCACUGCACACAGCUCAUCAGUUAUACGUUAUCCGUGAUGAGAGGUUGCAGGUACAAGGUUGCAGGUUUCCCUUUAAAGGGUCGGAAACAAAAAUGUUUGAGAUUCACUCCUCCAGAGGAAUGUAGCCAUGCAGCUAUAUGGUUUUGGUUGAAAUUGUCCGUUUGGAUUACCAAACGGGCAAAGAAGGCAACUGCCCCAAUGCUUGAAACUUCCAGUGGCCCUAAAAAUCAUUUUGGUAAUUUGGCUACUUGCAAAUGUUGCCAAUUUAUAUUACUAAAGUACAAUAUUAACUAUGAUGGGUCCUGCACCCCGUUUUGUGGCGGUGCCAUGUGUAUGAAUCAGUUUAAUACCGUAAUUAUUUUAGCUCAUGUGGUCCAUAUUCCUAAUUGAAGUUGUGCUUUAAAAAAUAAAAAUGUAAUAUUGUGAGAGAAACAAACAGUGUUCCAUUCAUGGCAGAAAUCUCCAUGAGGGAUGACAUAAAAACCUUAGCAUAUAAAACCAAAACUGUCUCCGUUGCAAGGAACUGCUGGUGGUAAAGUUAGAAAACGUGUUGUUUUAAACUUAAAAA
Etheostoma spectabile (orangethroat darter) is the source of this 2070-nucleotide messenger RNA. RefSeq names its product fin bud initiation factor b (gene fibinb). The coding region runs from base 450 to 1073 and encodes 207 amino acids. The record is from RefSeq and is a predicted model, not a curated record. The transcript has a single exon. NCBI's taxonomy places the organism in Eukaryota, Metazoa, Chordata, Actinopteri, Perciformes, Percidae.